Messenger RNA from Zea mays, 528 nucleotides. Its product is annotated as DAR GTPase 2, mitochondrial-like. Lineage: Eukaryota; Viridiplantae; Streptophyta; Magnoliopsida; Poales; Poaceae. The record is from RefSeq and is a predicted model, not a curated record. The transcript is spliced from 6 exons. Gene Ontology annotation, biological process: mitochondrial translation. Gene Ontology annotation, molecular function: GTPase activity; GTP binding. Gene Ontology annotation, cellular component: mitochondrion. Bases 1 to 528 code for a protein of 175 amino acids.
AUGAUCCCAGUGCCGUGCGAGACUUCAUGGCCACAUUCCUUCCCCGGCGUCAAGCCAGAGUUCCGCGACGCGCGCGCGCCCGCCUCCUCAUCGUUCGAGCCUCUCCUUCGCCGCCGCGGGUCUCUAGAGCCAGACCGCCGCGCAGUCGUCCUUCUUAACAAGGCAGACCUGGCGGACCCGUCCGAAACCGAGGGGUGGGUGGCGUACAUCAAGAAGCAGAGGAGCUGCCCUUGCGUCACGGUAAACUCACAUAGCAGGGAAAGCAUCAAGGAGGUGCUGAAAGUCGUGCAAGCAAGAAUGAGGGAGAUCAAGCAUGGCGACUGCAAUUGCACGGGAACUGCCCUCCUGGUCGGGAUCCCAAACGUUGGGAAAUCGGCCAUUGUUAAUGCGAUGCAUCAAAUUGGGAGGAUUGCGGCAGCAGAGAAGGGGAAGCUCAAGCAUGCGAUUGUGAGCAGCCAUCUUGGAGAAACCAGAGACAUACGUGGAUACUUCUUUUCCCCCGACCGCCAUAUAUUAGUCUGUGGAUAA